Molecule: messenger RNA, 1882 nt
Organism: Striga asiatica
Lineage: Eukaryota; Viridiplantae; Streptophyta; Magnoliopsida; Lamiales; Orobanchaceae
Source: the annotation of a GenBank genome assembly
CUAGUUUUUUUUUUUUCUUGCCUUGUUUGCAGCUCUAACAAUCGUGCUAAUGGAUAAAUCACAACCAACGGUACCCGGGUAUUCGACCCGAACAAGACCCACAUUCAUGCUCCUUAGUCCUUACCCGUUUUAGCUUACAUUUUACAGUCGUAGAAUCAGAAAGAGCGGCAUGUCAUCGGAAAAGAUGGAUGAGAGAGAAAGCGCCGCCGCAUCCGUCGUGGAGGAUGCCAAGAGAAGAUGCGCCACUCUUACCGAUCGCCUUCACCGCUUGAACACCAGCAAGCUUUCCCGGCCCCUGAAAAACACCAUCUCUCGAUUAAUCCAAUCGGAGCUCAACUUUCUUCACCGCGUCCCCGCCGCCUCCCACUCGCUCAGCCACAAUAUCGGUCACCUGGAGGCCGUGGUGCACGUUCUUCAGCAGCCGUCUGUUACAGGGGUAUCGCGCGUUUGCAAGGCGGUUAGUUUGUCCCAUUCGCGUAGCAUUUACGUCGAUAUUGUGUGUUCUCUGAACGGAAAUCCUGUCUGGUUCAUCGUUUCUGAUAGAAACCCUAGAUACAUUUUCUGGGAUUGUGACUCUCGUGAUAAAAAUAAGGGGUUAAAGCAAAAGAUUGUGCAUGUCCUUGACGCUGCCCGUCAAUCCUCUGUAACGCUAAGACCUUCGUCCAUCGUGCUUUUCUUCUCUAGGGGGCUCGACAGUGAUGUUGAUCAGAAGCUUAGGUGUGAGUUUGGAGCUGUUGAUUUUGAAAUGGAGAAUUUUUCCUGUGAGGAGCUCCAAGUGGAGGGCGGAUGGACUUAUGUAGUGCUCGGUAGAUUGUUUCCUGAUGCUCGUUUUGUCGAGAUUGAGGUUCAUGAAGAUGAUGAUACUCGUGAGACUAUUCUUGAUUCUGCAAGGAUGGUUGAUCCUGUCUCGUGCAAGAAGAAGCACGAUGAGUGUUUUGAUUCAAAUAGUAUAGGAUCAUCUUUAUGUCAUUUUGUUUCUGCCAUGAAAUGUUGGUGCUGCUCCUCCUCGGAUGUUGAUGAUGAUGAUAAUAAUGUGGGGCUUCAAGUUGGAUCAAUUAAGCAGUCAAGGAAGUGCAGUGAGGCUAAGGUGGUUAAUUUUGAUACAACUGUAUUGGUCGCCAUUGUGUCUGGAAUUAGUAAUGGUGGGUCGGGGAAACUUUUGGCUAAACCUGAGAGUGAACUAAGAGCCCGGUUUAAAGGCAACUAUGACUUUGUUAUUGCCCAGGUCGACUGUGAACACCAGCAUCCAAUCCACAAUGAGCUGUUAAGUUCAAUAUCAGGAAAACAAGGAAUUAUAUGUGAAAGCGUGCGCUCGGAGUUUGAGGAGCUAAUCUCAAUGUGCGGUGGACCCAAUGAGAAGUUACGAGCUGAAUACCUUCUCAAGUUUCUCAAGGUAGUGCCUGAUUGUCCAUCAACACGACUGAUUAGCCUUCAGACAACAAGAAAGCUGGCUGUGAAAAACAAAGUGGUUUUUGGGACAGGGGACAAUUGGUGUGCUCAAACCGUGACAGCAAACAUGGGUUUUGUGAGAGCCGUCUCACAGACUGGAAUGUCUCUCUCUGUAAUCGAGCACAGGCCACGUGCACUGAUCGGUGAGUAGGAGCUAGCUACUCUUAUUUGCAAGGAUGUUUGAUAUAAACUGGGUAUUUGUUUUGUAUAAUUAUUUUGGCAAAGGAUUUGUAUCUGAUGCUUGCAAAUGAGAGACAGUAGAAAAUAUAUGUAAUCCGGACCACAAUUUUUCCUUCACUUUAUAAAUCCAAUCCGUCUAUCUAUUUUCUCAUUCAAGCCAAACGUUUUGUAAUAAAUACAAAUGGAUUUGGCACACUUCUGAUAAUCACUUGAACCGCUAUUGUUUCUGAUAAUCUGUGGGGUUCAAGUUCAG